Molecule: messenger RNA, 2352 nt
Organism: Acanthoscelides obtectus
Lineage: Eukaryota; Metazoa; Arthropoda; Insecta; Coleoptera; Chrysomelidae
Source: the annotation of a GenBank genome assembly
ACAGAAGUUACAUUCAAAGUGCAAAAUGCAGUCGCCAAAACUAACAUCAUCUUCUAGCUUUUCCUGGUGCCGACCUGGAAAAUAACAGACAUAUCACCUGUAACUGCCACGGGUAUUAAAUCUUAUUCAAAUAUCAUAAUGUGACUAUCAAACGUUAACAAAGGGUUAUCGUUUCAUAUAUUUGCCUGCUAUAAAUGCCUACUUUGUGUAUUCUGCAAUUUAACUUGGUGGCGUUCAGGUAGCGGUAUCUAUUCGACAGAAAUAUAUCAACUCAAAAGUAUGGUGCUUUAUUUCGAUGGCUGCUUUUAUAACAAAGGAAAUUUAUUUCAAUACGUUGCAACUAUUGCCGGUGCCUUUUCGGUAAUGAGCUCAGGGAUCAAUCUCGGAUGGACCUCGCCAUACCUGCCCAAAUUGAUGUCUCCAGCCUCCCACAUCCCUAUAACAAGCGAAGAGGGGUCCUGGUGUGCAGUGGCCCCGUUGGUAGGGGCACCUCCCGGGGCAGUCAUAGCAGCCUUUUUUGCAGAUAGAAUCGGAAGAAAGAGGACCACAUUGUUGAUGGCACCGAUCACCUUUGCCUGUUUUGUUACAUUGGCCUUUGCAGCGGAUAUUUGGGUGAUCACGGGGUUAAGGUUGAUCAUAGGAGCAGUAGAAGGCGGAUUGUACACUGCCUUGCCUAUGUAUAUAGGGGAGAUAUCGGAUCCGAAGAUUCGGGGGUUUUUGACAGCUACCAUUGCCAUAUUUGGUAUAACAGGAACCCUCUUUAUCAACGUCAUUGGCUCCUUCACCGACAUCUUCAUGAGCAGUCUGGUGUGCUCCUGUAUUCCAAUCAUACACCUGAUCGCCUUUUCCAUAAUGCCCGAAUCUCCGUACUACUACAUCAAAAGAGGCAACUUAAAAGCAGCUAGGAAGUCCUUGGAGAUCCUUAGAGGAACCGUAGAUGUAGAUGGUGAGAUGGAGAGCCUCUCUAAAGCUGUUGUUAGACAAGAACGUACAGAGAAGACGGGAUACUUGGAUCUGUUCGCCGUACCAAGUAACAGAAAAGCAUUUUAUAUUUAUAUUAUACUUUGCUUGACCAACAAGUGGAGUGGAAAAAAUCCAUGCUUAUUCUAUACAGAAACUAUUUUCAAGGAAGCUGGAAGCAGUAUAGAUGCUACUUUAUCAGUUAUUAUCUAUUGCAGUGUGGAGCUUCUAGCUGUAGCCACUACUACUUUCUUUAUAGUAGAUAGAUUUGGCAAAAGACUUCUGCUCAUAUCUUCGACAUUGGGCUGUGCAAUUUCUGUAUUAUUCUUAGCUAUGCAUUUCUAUCUGAAGGAUUAUCAACCUCACUUAGAUGUGCAACUGGACUGGUUGCCUAUUACAGCGUUAGUUGCUUACAACAUUUUCUUCAGCAUAGGAUUGUCCUUUGGGCCAGUCGCUGUGCUUAGCGAGCUGUUUCCCACAAGCGUCAAAGCAAAAGCACUGUGUCUCGCUGAUUCAUUUUCAGUUACAAUGGGCACUCUAGUCUCAAAAUUUUUCCAAAUCACCAUGGAUACUACCGGCACGAUGAGUAUACCAUUCUUUUUCUUCUCUGGAUGUAGCUUUGUUGGUUUGAUUUUUAUCAUUAAGUACAUACCGGAGACUAAGGGGAAAACUUUAGAAGAAAUCCAGCAUUUCUUGAUAGGGAGCAAGGAAGAACGGGUGAAUGAAGUUAAAAUAGAUAAUUCAACUCGAUAGUUUUUUAUACAAAGCAACACUGGUUGUGGAGCCUCCAAAUUGUAAGACUGAUCGUAGCUUAAGUCUUUGUAAUAUAUCUUGGUUAUAAUGUCGGAAAGGAAGUGAGUUAUAAUGAUGCUAUCUACUAUGGACCCAUAGUUUCAGAACGGUGUACCUUGUUCAAAGCUGUAGCUUAGCUAUGUCUUGAAGUGUGGGACUUCUAUAACAUCUAAAAGACAUAGGUAAAAACUAAUAGAGAAAUGACUACCAAGUGCUAUGGAAAUAGUUGGUUAAGAGGUAAGAUAAAGUAUAGAGCUUGAUUCAAGGGUAUGUUGAGGGGACCCUUAGUCUGGUAGGUGUGUAGUAAAGACUAAGAAGAACGAAAUAUGCUAAAGCAGCAACCAACUGCCACACAUUGGUCGGUGAGGUUGAAUGAAGAGACCUUUGCUCACCUGUGUCAACGACAUUAUUGUGAACCUUAAAGAUAGUCGGUGAUCGUUUAUGGUACCGGCAUAUGACAAUGCACUUCUAGAAGCCAACCGCUUCUACCGAUUAAUAUUUAUAACCUGUCUUAGCCACUCCUAUAAAACAUUUUCAGACGUUUAGCAGGUCAUAACUCACAUCGUAUUAUGUCAAAUAUAUAUUUCCUAAUUCUAUACA